GGAAAGGACCUCAAGGCACACGAGACGAUCGUCCGCUUGGCGCACUUCUUGAUCAUGGCAGCCAACGAUGCCGCGGCACCCAGGCAGCCGAUCCGAUCAUCCAAGACCGGCAAAACCGCAGCCCAGGCGGUCGCAAACCUCCUGGACCCCACCGACGAACCGCCCCGAGAGACCCGACGCCACCAGUUCGUCCGGCCUCCCUCCGCCAGCCAAAAAGGCAAAGCCAGCCCCACUGGAGGAGGACUCAAGCUCCGGUAGCGAGAGCGAUAUCGAGGAGAACUCACUUCAGCGAGAGCUGGACAAGGCGAAGGAGGCGUGCCUGGACCCCCUCGUUCACCUCUACCCCGCAAAGCUCCACGGGCCACUGCUGCGCCUGCAGGAGAAAGCCAUCCGGGUCGGGGCCAAAAGGAGCGUGGUUGAGCGCUAUAAGAACUUAGCGAAUUUCGUCCUCGAAAACCCCUCGAAGACAAACAUGUGGUAGCUGGUGGCCGUAGGGGCAGUCAGACUAGUUUACAAGGUCUUUCUACUUCUGGCGGUUUUCGGCCAGAUGUGCAAG
This is a messenger RNA of Branchiostoma floridae (Florida lancelet), 556 nucleotides long. RefSeq lists its product as uncharacterized. NCBI's taxonomy places the organism in Eukaryota, Metazoa, Chordata, Leptocardii, Amphioxiformes, Branchiostomatidae. The transcript has 2 exons. The coding region runs from base 68 to 481 and encodes 137 amino acids. The record is from RefSeq and is a predicted model, not a curated record.